This is a messenger RNA of Erinaceus europaeus (western European hedgehog), 1438 nucleotides long. RefSeq names its product retrotransposon Gag-like protein 8. The record is from RefSeq and is a predicted model, not a curated record. The coding region runs from base 6 to 494 and encodes 162 amino acids. Lineage: Eukaryota; Metazoa; Chordata; Mammalia; Eulipotyphla; Erinaceidae. The transcript has a single exon.
CUCCAAUGGCACUCACUGCCCGCUCCGCCCCCGCCUGUCAGCCUUUGGCUUGCGGGCACCUAGCGGCGCCAACAGCCGGCAGCCAGCAGCCAGCAGCCAGCAGGCAGCGGGGAGAAGGCAGCGUCCAGCAGGCAGCGCUAAACCGUAGCGCCAUGGACGGGCGGGUGCAGCUCAUCAAGGCCCUGCUGGCUCUUCCCAUCCGGCCUCAGACGCGCCGCUGGAGGAACCCCAUCCCCUUCCCCGAGCUGUUCGACGGCGACACCGACCGCCUGCCCGAGUUCAUCGUGCAGACGGGCGCCUACAUGCUGGUGGACGAGAACGUGUUCACCAGCGACGCGCUGAAGGUGACGUUCCUCAUCACCCGCCUCACGGGCCGCGCCCUGCAGUGGGUGAUCCCCUACAUCCGGAAGAAGAGCCCCCUGCUCAACGACUACCGCGGCUUCCUGGCCGAGAUGAAGCGGGUCUUCGGCUGGGUGGAGGACGAGGACUUCUAGGCCGCCGGACACGCCUGCCCGACCGCCCGGGAGGGAGUCCAGGAGUCCCGGAGCUCUGCGGGCGGCAGCUUGGCCGCGUCCUGGUCCCCGUGGCCGGAUCGCCCCAGCUGCUGCCUCCAGCUGCCGCCGCCGCAGCCCGCGCUGCCCCCAACACCCUCACCUGCCAGUUGAGUCUCCCUGCUGGGCUUCCUUUGUUUAGGAGGAGGCGCCUCUCCCUCCCUCCCUCCCUUCCUCCUACCAGCCCUCCAUCCCUCCUGGCUCCUCUGGUCUCCCUGCUCCCCUCCCUCCCUCCUUGCUCCGUGGGGCGUCCCUUUGUUGCAGCUCAAAACCCACUGAGGCCCACAGGCCCUCCAGCGACUCUUGCCCUCCUGCUGCCGUCUGAGGGGACUGCCAUGGCUCUGAGUGCCCUGCUUGCCUUGCCUGAGGGCUGCUGCUCCUGCUCUGUGUGGACUGGCCACUAGCACCCACCCAGCAGGCUGCAGCUGCUGCCCCCUUGGAGUCUGGGUACUUGUGCAGCCUCAAGCCCUUCUCACCAAGGACUGCAGCCUCCAGCCAUCUGCACUGGCCAGCAGGGCUCUGGGUCAGGCUCAGACACACAGCGCCCCACUCCAGCAGCCCAGACUCCAGGGGGCCAGGCCUGAGUCCUUUGCCCUGGCACAGGAUGCCUCCCCUGUCUCCUCCCACAGAUCUCUGCUGCCCAGGCCCAGGCCCAGGCCUGCCUGUGGCCACCUCACUCACCCCUUUCCUCCGUGGACCUGGUCGUGUUGCUCCCUGCCCACUUCUCUUCUGACCCUGCAGCUGUCUCUGAUGUGUGCCUUUUGUCCCUCACAGCCGUCCCCCCCCACCCCUGCCCCUGUCCCAGUGCACUGCCCAGCUCCUUCACACUACCUGGACAAACUCUCUGCCCUGUUUUCAAUAAAUGCCAGACACUAUUGGAAAAGAGA